ACAUCCCUGGUCUAGUGCAGGAACAGAAGACGAACUACGUGUUUCGAGCCCAUUUUCAAAUCUCGACGACGAGAUCGAACACAAGGAAUACUCUUGAAUCAGAAAGUAUUCAACACAAUUACGCAAAAUGGUGAAGGCGAUGAAAUACGUGAUAGUAAGUAAUUUCGAUUACCGAGAGCCGGCGGAUCUAAAGUUAUUGGCUCUAAAGUUAUUGGAAGAAGAGUUGCCGCCGUUGCAAGAUGGAGAAUAUCUUGUUGAAGCCGAAUGCUUUUCUGUCGUAUAUCCAUAUAUGACAUUUUCCGUGCAAAAUUUCCCACGCGGGACUACAAUGCUUGGUUAUCAGGUCGCUAAGAUUAUAGAAUCUAAGAACCCUGACUUUCCGGUUGGCAAAAAGAUAAUCGGAUCUCUGGGCUGGAGAACUCACACGAUUAUCGAUUCAAAAACCAAACAAUCGUAUCUUUUGCCAAACAUAGGUGACCUGCCGUCGUCUCUUGGUCUUGGCGUGCUAGGAAUACCUGGUAACACGGCAUAUUUCGGUUUGCUGGAGAUAUGUAAACCAAAGUCUGGCGAAACAAUCGUAAUCAGUGGAGCCGCAAGUCCGGUCGGCACACACGUGGGCCAGAUCGCCAAAAUUCUGGGCUUAAAUGUUAUCGGUAUAUGCAGCUCCGACGAGAAGUGCAAGUUUCUUACUGAGGAAAUGGGUUUCGAUUUUGCCAUUAAUUACAUGACCACGCCAAUCGAUAUCAAAUUGCGCAAAGUUGCUCCGCAAGGCGUGGAUUGCUACUUUGAUAUUACCGGUGGAAUUAUCUCUAGUAUGGUUAUGUACGAAAUGAAUACGUUCGGUCGGGUAGCCGUGUGUGGCAGCACCUCGACUUGUGCCAUGGACUCUUUGUCCUAUCUUAAAGGUAGAAUUCUGCAACCUACUAUAUUUUCAAACCAACUGAAGGUGGAGGGCUUUAGUGUCAAACGUUGGUUGGACCGAUGGAAUGAAGGAAUCAUGCAGAAUCUGCAAUGGAUACGCGAGGGCAAGCUUCGUUACCGUGAGACCGUAACUAAAGGCUUUGAGAACAUGUUUGAUGUCUUCAUCAGAGGUGUGCGUGGCGGGAUCAUCGGCACAGCGAUCGUCCAGGUGUAGAUAUGUCAACAGGUAUUUCUUCUUAUAAAUAUUCCUGCUCGUUUGCAAUUUCACAACUGCAUUUGCAAUGUUUUCUGUAUUUGUGAGAGAUU
This is a messenger RNA of Trachymyrmex cornetzi, 1227 nucleotides long. RefSeq names its product prostaglandin reductase 1. The record is from RefSeq and is a predicted model, not a curated record. NCBI's taxonomy places the organism in Eukaryota, Metazoa, Arthropoda, Insecta, Hymenoptera, Formicidae. Gene Ontology annotation, molecular function: 15-oxoprostaglandin 13-reductase [NAD(P)+] activity. Bases 128 to 1135 code for a protein of 335 amino acids. The transcript has 5 exons. Gene Ontology annotation, biological process: prostaglandin metabolic process.